UGACAGAGACAGCGCAAGCCCGAAGACGGCACAGACCGUGGCGGGGGGGAACGGAGAGAGAAGGACACCGAUGCUGUUGUUGUUGUUGCUCCGGACGCGGCGACGAUGCGGCCACACUGCUGGGUGAUGGUAGCGCUGGCGGGGAUCAUGUCUUACCUGAGCCCGGAGAGAGCGCUCGGAGCCCCGCAGAGGGAAGUCUCCCAGACCAGGACUGCAUCCCUCUCUCCUCCACCUUACAUCGUCAUCCUCAUCUCUUGCUCGGGCCUCGUCUCUUUUGUUCUAUUGCUCCUGACCUGCCUGUGCUGUAAGAGAGGAGGAGUGGGGUUCAAUGAGUUUGACAAUGCAGACGGGGAAGAGUGCUCCGGCGGCUCAAGUCCCAUACAGGAGGACAGCCUGUCAUCAUGUCCCUCCCUCCCUGAGGUCUACACCCUGCCAGUCAGAGACAGGUCCAACUGCCCCGCCCUGCAGGACGGAGCAGACUCCAAGUCUCAGUGCUUCAAAAGACACGCUUUAAACUACCUUCAGGAGAUAGGGAAUGGCUGGUUCGGAAAGGUGAUCCUGGCUGAAGUGCUGUGUGACUGCAGCUCCUCUCAGGCUGUGGUGAAGGAGCUUCGUGUCAGUGCCAGCCCCCUGGAGCAGAGAAAGUUCUUGGCUGAGUCUGAGCCAUACAGGAGUCUUAAACAUCCCAACAUCCUUCAGUGUUUGGGGCAAUGUAGUGAGAGCAUCCCCUUCCUCCUGGUAAUGGAGUUCUGUCAGCUGGGUGACCUGAAGAGGUAUCUGAGAGCCCAACGCAAGUCAGACGGGAUGACUCCUGACCUGCUGACUCGAGACCUCCUGACUCUUCAAAGAAUGGCUUUUGAGAUCACCUCUGGCCUGCUGCAUCUUCAUGAAAGCAACUACAUCCACAGUGAUCUGGCUUUAAGAAACUGCCUGCUGACAUCUGACCUCACUGUAAGGAUAGGGGACUAUGGCCUUUCUCACAACCAUUAUAAGGAGGACUAUUACCUUACUCCUGACAAGCUUUGGAUUCCACUACGCUGGAUUGCUCCGGAGCUGCUUGAGGAGUACAGGGGAUCUCUUAUUGUUACAGACCAAACAAAAACCAGCAACGUGUGGUCCUUAGGAGUGGUUAUAUGGGAGCUGUUUGAGUUUGGGUCUCAGCCCCACAGACACCUAAGCGACGAAGAGGUGCUGACCUUCGUAAUUAGGGAGCGACAGAUCACCCUCGCCCAGCCAAGACUCAAACUCUCCCAUGCUGACUACUGGUAUGAGAUCAUGCAGUCCUGCUGGUUACCUCCAUCUCAACGGCCCCCUGUAGCAGAAAUAUUCCUCCUCCUCUCCUCCCUCCUGGCCGCUGAGCGAGGAAUGGUGAGGGGGAGUGUCGGGGAAGAAGAUGAAGAGGAUGAGGAGUAUGAGGAUGGCAGAGGAAGGAGAGGGGAGAGCGAGGAGUCAUUUGAAAGACGCUGGGACCUACUCCGUCCACCUGCUUUCCAGACUGCAGCAAAUGAAAGGCACAGGGAGAGAGACUAUGGCAGGGAGGACAGAGACAACUCAUACCCUCUGCUGGACCCUGUGGGGAACUGUAUCACCCCGUCUUCUUCAGAACUGGACGAUAUUCUUACUGUCACUGAAACCAGCAAAGGUUUGAAUUUUGAGUAUUUCUGGGAGAAAGCUCAUGCCAGAAGGGGCUACAAACCUCUUCCUCCCCCUCAGCCGAUCCCGACUGUGAACAACAACCACAGACAGUCUUUGGACACUCCCACUGUGGUUCCAGUGAUAAGUGCCCGCAGCCCUUCUCUUGCCAGCGAGUAUUACAUUAGACUAGAGGAGCACACUCCCCAGGACAAAUCGCCAACUCUCAAAGGAAAGACCCAGUCGUCGUUUCGCUCUGACUCGAUGUGCCAUGGAGAUGUGGAGCUGGUGGAGAUUCGUAGUGGAAUGUUGGGAAAAGAGCGAGUCCCUUAUUGUUCUUCUGACAAAUACGGAAAGGGCCUCCAGACUGUCAGAUCAAGCGAGGUUCAACUGCAGAUGCCAAACACUGGUGUUGCUGAGUUUAGAGACACUUCAAGUAGAGUGACUGACUUCUCAGUGGUGGAUUUGGGAGAUGAUGAUGAAGAGGAGAAGAGAAAGAGCAGCAAUGCAGAUAAAAAGUCAUCUGAAAGUUCUCAAGCCCCUGUACUCCCUCCCAAGCCUCGCUCAAUGUCAAUGUCUAACCACCUUCACUCACGCCCCCUCCCUGUCCCUCCGCUUGGAUACAGAGGACUGCCUCAUUACACCAUUGGUGGAAAAAUUGAAACAGACCCCCAUCAUAUGAGCAGCUGCCCACCUUCCACAUUUGAACACCUUGGGCUUCACAGGGCCCGACAGACUCUUCCCCCAUCCCCAUCCCUUUCCCCAUCCCUUCCCCCAUCGAGCCACCCAAUUUACCCCCAACCCCCCCAAAUGUGUCCCCCACCUCUUCCUCCCCACACGAAACCACAAAGGAGCUGCAACAUCUAUAACAGCUAUAACACAGCAGAGACUUAUUCCAGAUACAAUAAGCCACAGAUGCAGAGAUCUCAUAGAGACCCGCUAUCCUGUGACUUGUCGGACAGAGAGGGGGUUACCAGGCACUCAGUAUCAUUGCACAACUCCAAGGAGACUUCUCAUUCUCGUGUAAAAGACUUUGACUCCCCUAUUCGUCGAGAAAACCCGCUGCGCCCUAUUUAUCGCAAUUUACCCCGUCCCCAGCCAACAAACCCCCUGAUCGAGAGACAGUCCUCAUCGAGUCCCACCUACUCAGAUGAGGAUGACUCUCCCUUCAUGUCCCCUGAGAGACAAAGCGGUGGGACUACUGUUACUCAUUCCAGCCUAUCUGAAGAUGCAGACCCAACCUGUUCAGAGUUUUUCUCCAGGGGGAUGAAAAGGACUCAGUCACGCCUUGACACCAUCCUGCCAAGCAUUUGGAGGGAAGAUGCUGAACUUCAAGCAGAACUUGUGGCUGCUGCUAAGAAAUCCCCUAUGCAUCUGUUUCUGACAGAGAUAUCAAGCGUGACAGAGUCUAAUGAGUCCAAGAAAGAGACUUCAUUUGAGGGAGAGAAGGUAGAGAAAGGAGAUGGAGAGAGAUGGGGGAACUUUUUGCUUCCAAACAGAGGCAUGCGCCGCUCCCAGUCACUGAUCACAGAGUUGGGUUCAGCAACUCAUUCAUGGGGAUCAGAGAAACCCAGCAGCAGGACAGGAGCUGAGGAGGACAAUUCAGUCACAAAAGAAACAUUCCAGGGAGAUCUUUUCCUCACAGAGAUAGACACAGGAAGAAUGGAUCCAGGUACAGAAGGAGGAUCAGAGCCUGAUCCAGUAAAAUACCUCUAUCCAGCAGGAUCCAGAUUGCGGCCCUAUGUCUGUGCCCCAGGCCUUCCCUCAUACACUGAGGCUGAAGAAGCCUACUCAAAGGGUAUAAGGAGAUCCCGCUCUCUCCUCUCUGAGAUAACAAUCGGCAAGCAGGAGUCAGAACUGCAGCAGCCUGAGAAGGAGCCUCAGAGAACAGAAAUGACCAGGGAGGAGUUCCUAAAGGAGAUCCAAUCAGCAGAGACCUUCCUUACUGAAAUCAUAUCUAGACAAAAGGCAGCUGCAGACAAAAAAGAAGCAGACCCUUCUUACUCCCCUACUCCACUGUCUCCUGAAUAUGAGUCCAUAUGCAUUGACCCAAACUCUGCUCAGACCAUCAGAUUUCAGUCAGAGAGCGCCAUACGAGCAUCCAGCAAAGGAAAAGAUGAUACUCAAACUGAGGCAAUCUACGCCCAAGUGACAAAGCGAGCUAAAAAGAGUGAGAUUAAAGUUUCCAAGAGACCUGGGAUCCCAAUCCUUCACAUAGGAUCUAACAAACAACCUCUCAAAAAUGACAGCAAUGGUGACCUCUGCCAAUCUGACGAGUUUGUGUUUUCAGAAAUCAUGCCCAAAAAUGGUCUCCUGCACAACCAAACACUAGGUUGUCAAAAAGACGAGGAGGAGUGUGCAGAUGGCCCUGCUUUACCUUCCAGGGGAGAGCAUACAGAUCUUUUAGAGCGGUCAAUUUCUGAGUCAACAGAGGAUGUUAAAGAAUCUAACACAAAUAAAAGAGAUACUCAAAAGGCUGCCGUUAUAGGGAAUGGUGACAUAAUGAAGGAAGAACUACAGCCCAGCAGCCCUGACAGAGAAACAUGUGGAAUGACCAAUACCAUGUCGAAUGACAAUGACAAAGAAAAGCACCAUAAUGAUAACAUUUCUGUAGUUGACUCUAAUCACAUCACAGCAGCUAAUGACUUGCAGAACGCCAAAAGAGACAAUUUGUUUCAACACAAUGAUGCAAGUCAGGAAGAACAACGUCACAUUGCUCAAAUGUCAUCUACUCCUGCCGCCACUCCAACCACUCCAGACUGGGACCCAUCCACUGAUGUCUCACUUACCACGCCAACUGACUCAGUACUGUCACCUAUGACCUCCAGCUCAGCCGACUGCCUCACACCCAGUGACUCAUGGGCGGGUACCGGAGGAGGAGGAGGAGCUGGGAAUAGCAGUUGGCGAGCUCUGGGAAAUGAAACACCACAUCGGGACUCUGCCUAUUUCUCAGAUAGUGACUGGGAGAGCGAUGGGAUGAACAGGAGGAGCAGUGAUGGACUGGUCGCCUCCAGACCAAGCAGUGGUCGAGGAGGGGAUCGGGGAACACUAACAGGGAUAGAGGAAAAAACAGAGGAGGAAGGGGAGAUGGGUCACAAGAGCCCCUUAAGAAACAGCAUACAGACGUUGGAUAAGAGAAGAGAAACUGUAGAAAAGACGACUAUUGAGAUGUGUGACGAAAGGAGUACUCUGAAUCAAGAUGCUCCCGAAAAUGCCAUCUCUCAUUUCAGUAAAGAAAAAGAUAUUCUUAACAAAGGGCUGGAGUCAACACAGAGAGACGAUUCUGGCAUUUUUCAAAAUGAGAGCAUAAAUUCAACAAUGUUUGGUGAUGAUUUGCAGGUCGAGAACUGCGUUGACUUCAUUGAUCAGUUGUUUUCAGAUUUAGAUGAUGAAAAAGGGCUCCGAAACUGUGGUGGGUAUCCGAUUGACAACCACCUCAGAGACGGUAUUAUCUCUCAAAUAGCAGAUUGCAAAUAUCAGGACUGUAAAGAAAAUGAUGUAAACCUUCAUUCUAAGAGCAUGGCUGAGACAAAUAUAUUGAUUGAGUCUCUAUCUGGCAGCCAGUCAAAGGAAUGCAUGUUAGGGCAGAUAAACAAUGAUUACACGGGCGUUACAAAGACUGAUAUCAAUCUCUCUGCAGUGGACUCCCAAAAAUUUGGAAAUGACUCUGUGGAAUUUGUGAUAACAUCCCAAGUUGACGACAAAGACUCAAGACUAUCUAAACUGCAUGGCAUUAAGAAAGGUGACACCACUCAGUUGAAAGUGGAGCCAUGUGAUGAUGGGAGGUCCAUCUAUGAAAAAGAGAUGAUAGGUUCUUCUUGGGAUGUGGAGGUUGUUGAAGAGCUGGAAGGACAUAAAACGAGUCCCCGUCUAGACCAUAAUGAGCUGGGCCUGAGAAACCUGCAUUGCUCUGACGGCAGCGAAGAAAAACAGGCCACGACAGAGACCGAUAAACAGCUAGCUGCGGCAGAGCUUUGUAAUGCUUUGAAGGAAAAGUCACCCCUCAAAGGAGCAGUACAUCUGAGGGAGCCUUCUAACAAUACGGAUGAAGACCCUUGUGUGGGCCUAGAGGUAAAGACUAAAGAGUUAUGGAGUGUCCUGGGGGAGGAUGAGGAACGUACAGAAUCUAGUGUUGUGAAAGGAGAGUUUGACUGCCAGCGUUUCACUGAGUCAAGGGACUUGCGUUUGUGGCCUGAUGAAAAUGACCAGUGGGCCACUCCAGAGAGGAGGAGCCAGGACGCUGAACUUCGAUCAGAGUUUUUCUCUGGGUUCAGUAACAAGGCCUGGGAGGUUGGGGAGAGGCUUGUUGUGGGUCAGGAGUUUUGGGAGACUGAAGAAAAUGACGAACUUGCAGGAAGUGAACCUCACCCUGCCAUCUUGGAGGGCUGUGAAGAAACCUGGAACGAUGAAACCCAAGGACUUGCUUGUAACGUUGCUAUGAAGGAAAAGUGGGAGUCUGAAGAAGACGAGGACCAGCUCAUUGUCCAAGCAGUUGACAUACAGCAGGAGGAAAAUAUUGAGAGCUUUGGAGAAACUGGCAUCCUCGACAAAGAACUGAGAGGAGAUAUUGAAGUAGAGAAUAAAGAAAUCCCAGAGAAGGAGUACAAAGAGAGAUCCACUGUGUCAUGCAUAGAGUCAGUCAGUGAAGGGGAAGGUCUGCUGGACUCCACAGAGACAGAGAAGAAUCACAAUUUUAACAGAUGGCCUCAGAAUCCCCUCUGCAACAUGCAAAAAGAGGGGCAGGCAUUAGCUGAGGAUGCUGACGAAGACGCAAGAUCACAUUUUGAGAACCACCUCAGUCAGAAUAAAACAAAUAUAUCCAUAUGCAUUAGUGAAGCUCCUGAUGUGAACUUGUCAGACGAGGAAAAUGUUGAGUCAGGCUUAGAUUCAGAGGCUGAAAUGAGACCAUGGCUUGCCGAGGAGAGCAUAGAAGAUGAAGUAAGCAUUAGGAAUGUAGAGGAGGAUUACAGAGAAAUGCCUGUUCCCUCCAAUCCAAUCUCUUGCCCCAGUGACCUUGAUAUGCAGGAGGUAGAUCAGUCAGAUCCACAGGUAGACAAUUUUAGCUCUGUGGAUUUUCCUAGUCCUCCACCAAGCAUAGACCUCGACGUGCAGGAUGAUAAAUUGGAGAGUUUAGAUGACUCUUUUCCUAGUCCACCCCCAUCUGUUGUAGAGUCAGAGGAGUUUAUUAGUCCCAUUAAUCUAGAAGACUUUAGUACCGAGACCGAGCCAUUUAUUUCUCCAACUCACACCACUGAUGUCUCAGAUCCACCGGCUACUACUCAGAGUGUAGGGAUCUCAGCCAAUCUCAACCUUCCCUCUGUGCAUGUAACACUGGUCGAUGAUAGCAACCUUGCACCAAACACAGAGAGGCAGGAUGGACAAAAUAAUCUAACCCAGGAAACCACCAACUCAUCUUCAGCUCAAGUUCCCCUCAACACUCUGCCAGAAUUACUCAUUUCUGAGUGGAAAGAUAUAGAUGAGGAGCCCCUGGAGGAUUUUGAAAAACUGGAAAAACUUUGCUGUAUAUCUGGGGAUGAGGAAGACUCUCUGGGUGACCUUUUUCUGGGGAACCUGGAGUUUCUGGAAUCUUUAAAGAAAACACCUGAUCAGAAAGCGUGCACUGUUGGUGAUAGUGAUACGUCUGAGGGGAAAUGUGGCCCCUUGGCUCCUGAAGGGAACGAUGUGAAAUUGAGAGAGGGCAGGAUUUCUGAACAAUCAGACGACCUGGUGGAGUUUGUGUCGGAUGUCACCCUGGACUCUCAGGACAAGCUGUCCCCUCAAGACGAGAGGAAUGUUGGGCAGAGAUCCCCAGGACAAGCAUUGGAUGUAAAAGACCAGGGAUCUCUCUCUAAGUUGACAACAAAGAAUGGCCUUAUGAUGCAGGUGUGUGAGGAGAGGCUGCAGUUUUCCCUCAGUGAAAAUGUGAAAACAAAUGUGCUUUGGGGGGCAACUGUUAAAGACACAGUGACGCUUCGGCCCUGGGGAGAGCAGAUCACAGAGAACAGCAAUACUCUGGUCACUGAGGAAGAACAAAAAGAGGAAGCAGGCCUCGAGGUGCUGGAAAGUUCACCAAGCAUUCAGACAGAGACCGAUGAAACUAAAGAUGAACCUUUCACUGUGAUUGAACAACCUGAGGUCACAACCCCUCAGCCUACUGCAAACCAGGCCAUGAAAGCAAAACUAGCUCGCCUGUCUCUCGCUCUUCCUCCUCUUGCUCUGACUCUUCCCCUCACCCAAACCGGUAAACGGGGAUAUGUGGACGGAGCAAUUGGAAAUCGAAUUGGAAGACGGAGAGGUCUGUCCUCGGGAAGCGACCCUGACGAGGAGGAGGAGGAUGAGCAGGAGGACGAAAGCUCCCGCAGGGUGAUUGUUGUCACGGAAACAGACGUGGACAAACGUGUCGGACUGAGGAGUCUGCUGAAGUCCCCCAAGGAGCCGAUGGACAGAGAGAAGGACAGAGGAAGAAAUGUGUCCUUUUUUGAUGAUGUCACGAUAUAUCUUUUUGAUCAGGAAACUCCAACCAAUGAGUUGAGCACUUCAGCGCCCACUAGUCCAGCCCCAGUGACGGUCAAAAGCAACAAGCUGGAUUUGCGUGGACCAAACUCCAAGAGCAAAGAUUCAAAGAGAAAAGAGGAGUUAUCAAUCAAACCAAGGUCGCCUGUGGGGGCUAAUCCAGUGACAUCAUCGCGGUUCACGGUCAGCCCUGCCAACGACCCCCACUUGGUGUGAUGUCAUAACUUUUCGUGGGAAUCUUCAGAGUCAAACCCUCUUGGACUGGCCAGUAAAUUAACCCAAACAACCAGCCAUUCACCCAGAGGCUAUUUUUUUAUUGAAGAGGCAACUGAAGAAUGAGACUCCCGAUAUAAAAGCUGGACACAUUCCAGAUUUUACCAGCGUCAGGACUUUGUAUGACAGGGGUUGUUGUGCUCCUGCCUGCCACUAUUUACAGAGUUUAUUCAAAGCCUUCGGCUACAAAAGUCUUUUGGAAAAGGCAGCAUAUGUCAGGAGAAGAGGAGCCUGGAGCUUUGUAAAAUCUGAAACAGAUUUGACAGCUAUGCAGUGGGAGUCUUGCUGUGUACCAGCUUACCUUCUCUUUUUCUGCUUCAUUUUGUUGUUUUGUUCCCCAGAUGAGCGGAGAAUGCACUUUGGUUAGUCAUUCGUCAGUCUAUGUAAACUCUUGGAUUCCAGUCCUCUCUUUAUAAAAGAAGUUUUUCAUUGCAAUCAGUCAGUUGUUGUUGUAGGCAACAGUUUGGAACAGAAAUCACUUGACUCUUGUAUUUGAGAAUACUCAUUUGCAUUUGUACAAAUAUCAUAACACAGAUGUAUACAAUAUCAUUUUAGAGCUGUUUACUUUUAGAUGUAUUCUUAGACUGCACGAACUAUGAAACAAGCUAUGCUUCGAUAUGUUUAUAAUUCUAAAGAAUUCUCUUAAGUUAUUCCUAUUAAUUUAUAAUUUCAUAAUGUUUUAUUUAUUUAUGUAAAGCCAGUUUCCAUGCAGUAUUUUUUAUUUGAUGAUCUAUUGACUUAUUUAUAAUUUUAUUUUAUUUAUUUGCUUUUCUCUGGGUAACAUACGGUCUAUAAACUUAGCUAUAAUUUGUCCUUGUUUGGGACAGAAAGCGUCUAGGUUAUACCUUCUCUAAGAUCUUCAUAACAGAUAAAUCAAAUAUUUUCCCAAGCGUAUUAAUUGCUAAAAAAAAGAGAAGGUAUUUUGUAUAAUUUUACUUGUUAAUAUAUGCCCAUCUGUAUGAAACUACGUCCUGUAAUGUGUCAUUUUUUGCAAUGUCUAAGAAUUUAGCUGUCUUGUCAUUUUUUUCCCUUGUUUAAUGACAGUUAAUGUAGCUUAGCAUGAAAAAUCAAUGCCUUUCAUCAGUAAAUAAGUCCAUCUGUUUGUGUAUCUGUUAAUUUACUCCAUUUUCUACUAAUAACAGUCCAUUAUGCAGUUCAGGUCCAACUAGUCAAUUUGUUUAGUCUGUUUAAAUGUUGGUUUAAAACCUGUAUUGUUUAAACAUGGUUUUCAAGGGAACAAUGUAUAAACGAGGGGAAAUAAAAACUUAAAAAUA
Messenger RNA from Labrus mixtus (cuckoo wrasse), 9692 nucleotides. It is a transcript of the gene lmtk3, whose product is annotated as lemur tyrosine kinase 3. NCBI's taxonomy places the organism in Eukaryota, Metazoa, Chordata, Actinopteri, Labriformes, Labridae. Gene Ontology annotation, molecular function: ATP binding; protein kinase activity. Gene Ontology annotation, biological process: protein phosphorylation. The coding region runs from base 106 to 8361 and encodes 2751 amino acids. The transcript has 16 exons. The record is from RefSeq and is a predicted model, not a curated record.